Messenger RNA from Octopus sinensis (East Asian common octopus), 2330 nucleotides. RefSeq names its product isocitrate dehydrogenase [NADP], mitochondrial. Gene Ontology annotation, biological process: isocitrate metabolic process. The transcript is spliced from 11 exons. Gene Ontology annotation, cellular component: mitochondrion. Bases 149 to 1489 code for a protein of 446 amino acids. Gene Ontology annotation, molecular function: magnesium ion binding; NAD binding; isocitrate dehydrogenase (NADP+) activity. NCBI's taxonomy places the organism in Eukaryota, Metazoa, Mollusca, Cephalopoda, Octopoda, Octopodidae. The record is from RefSeq and is a predicted model, not a curated record.
UACCUUUCCCUCCCUAUAUCUGGUUCUCUCUCUCUCUAUUUAUUCACCUUUCACUCCCUCUAUCUGGUUGUCUCUCUCUCUAUUUAUUUCUCCUCUUUCUUUCCAAACCAAUUCGCCACUUCUUUCAGUCGGUUCUUGCUAACGCACCAUGGCCAAGGUUGUCGCAUCGGUAGCUUCGAAAUUACUUGUUCGCAACACAUCAUCUUCUCUACACAAUCUAGUUGCACCGGCAACAUUAAAUGUGCAGCAAAAGCGCAACUAUGCAAAGAAAAGAAUUGAAGUGGCUAACCCCGUGGUGGAGUUGGACGGUGAUGAAAUGACCAGAAUCAUUUGGGACAAGAUAAAGGAGAGACUAAUCUUCCCAUAUGUGAAGGUGGAUUGCAAAUACUUCGAUUUGGGUCUUCCACACCGAGAUGCCACCGAUGACCAGGUCACUAUUGAUUCUGCCCAUGCCAUCUUGAAGUACAAUGUCGGGAUUAAAUGUGCUACUAUCACUCCGGACGAGGCUCGAGUGGAAGAAUUCAGCCUCAAGAAAAUGUGGCUGAGUCCCAAUGGUACCAUAAGAAAUAUCUUAGGUGGCACCGUUUUCCGUGAGCCAAUUCUUUGCAAGACUAUCCCUCGUCUUGUACCUGGAUGGACCCAAGCUAUUACAAUUGGCAGACACGCCCAUGGUGAUCAGUAUAAAGCAACCGAUUUGGUGGUUCCUGGCCCUGGUAAAUUGGAAAUGGUUUUCACCCCAGAGAAUGGUCAAGAGCAAAGAAUGACAAUCUUCAACUUCAAAGCUGGUGGAGUUGGUAUGGGAAUGUACAACACAGAUCAGUCGAUCCGUGACUUUGCCCACGCUUCCUUCCAAUAUGCCCUGAUGAAGAAAUGGCCACUUUACAUGAGUACCAAAAACACAAUCCUCAAGCGCUAUGAUGGUCGUUUCAAGGAUAUCUUUGAAGAAAUCUACCAAGCUGAAUAUGCCAAGAAAUUUGAUGACCUUGGAAUUUGGUACGAGCACCGUCUCAUUGAUGACAUGGUUGCCCAAGCUCUUAAAUCAAGUGGUGGUUUUGUAUGGAGUUGCAAGAACUAUGAUGGAGAUGUACAAUCUGAUAUUGUUGCCCAAGGUUAUGGUUCCCUCGGUCUAAUGACAAGUGUAUUGGUAUGCCCUGAUGGUAAGACAAUUGAGGCAGAGGCUGCCCAUGGUACAGUAACCAGGCAUUACCGAGAACAUCAAAAGGGUAACCCAACAAGUACCAACCCUAUUGCUAGCAUUUUUGCUUGGACCCGUGGAUUGGAGCACCGAGGCAAGUUAGAUGAUAAUCAAGAUCUGAUCAGGUUUGCUAAUGUCUUAGAAGCUGCCUGUGUUGAGACUGUUGAUGGCGGAAAAAUGACCAAAGAUUUGGCUGGCUGUAUUCAUGGCCUUAAGAAUGUCAAACCUGAACAUUAUCUAAUCACAAUGGACUUCCUGGAAGCCAUCGCAGAGACAGUCGACAAGCAUUUGUAAUGGAUGCCGAUGUUUAGACAUGUUCAUCCGACCUGUUAGGCCAAACCCUUCCUUUUAGUACUACAAGGAGGAUAAGUAUUUAGCGGUUAAGGAGUCGGAGGGUAGAUGGAAGCUAGUUGUGAUCAUACUUUCUCUUUCUUUAUCCUUUCUUCACUUAUUGUUAUCAGCAGGGGUCAGGAAUAGGGGUGAGCUGGCAGGAUCAGAACAUCUGAUAAAAUUCCUUGCAGUAAUUGUUCUGGCUUGUUACUGUUUGUGAGUUGAAAUACACCCACCUAUGCCUUCAGUCUCACCUGGUUUGUUUGAUAAAGUACCUGUCAUGAACUGAGGUUGAUGGAAUUGACUAUUUCUUUUCCCUCUUAACAUAUCAAUCCUUGUGCCUGUGUAAGAAAUUUAUUAAGGGCAUUGCCCUUCAUCUCUCUCUCUCUUUCACCAUUCCAUUCUUGCUCCUCUUUCUAUUUUCCUUUAUCCAUCUUUAAGGGUUUAUGAAAUGCUUUUGGAUCUUACGGCAAACUUUCAGCAAGAUGUUGAAAUGUUGCUGUAGGAAUUUUGAGAUAGGGGUUAGUUUAUUGUAAUAAAAAUGUAGAACAAAAAAAAAAAAACAAAGAAUUUCCAAGCCAUAUAUCGCUUAUGUUUCCUCCUCACCUUUCUCAUUUUCUCCCUCUUUCAAUUUUCUUGUUAAAACAUCAAAAAUUUCCUUGUAAAAAAACUUGAAACUAAAAUCCAUUGUCAGUGAAACUAUUUACUACUAAAUGGAUACUAAAUUAUUAAAUUGUGAAUGUAACCCUCUCAGACCUGGGCCCUUGUGGCUAACUUUGCCCUCCAUCUGGGCUCCGGAGCAAAA